AGGACAAGAUGUCAGAAAAAAUUAAUACGGUCAAUGCUAAUGGCACAAAUUUAAAUAUACCCCCACUUAAUGUGGCCAUUAUUGGAGGUGGAUUAGUUGGUUCAUUGGCCGCUUUAAAUUUUGCUCGCAAUGGACACAAAGUUGAUUUAUAUGAAUAUCGUGAAGACAUUCGAACAGCCGAACUGGUGCAGGGUCGUAGUAUAAAUUUAGCUCUUUCACAGAGAGGACGCAAGGCAUUAGCUGAGGUGGGCCUAGAAGAUGUGGUGCUGUCAACAGCCAUACCAAUGCGUGGUCGUAUGUUGCAUGACAUUAAGGGUCAAACCUCCGUGGUCCUAUAUGACCCUUGUACCAACCAAUGCCUCUACUCGGUGGGUCGUAAACAUUUAAAUGAAAUUUUAUUAAAUGCUGGUGAAAAAUUCCCCAACAUACAGUAUCACUUUCGCCACAAACUGAAAACGGCAAAUCUUCAAGAGGGUUCCAUGCGUUUUCAAUGCGACUAUGGGGACCAGCCAUUGGCCGAAGCUACAGCUGAUCUUAUUGUUGGCUGUGAUGGCGCCUUUAGUGCGGUACGCCAACAAAUGUCCAAGACAUUGGGCUUCAAUUUCUCACAGGAGUAUAUUGAACAUGGCUAUUUGGAAUUGUGUAUUCCCGCCAAGAAUGGUGAAUUCCAAAUGCCACCAAAUUAUUUACACAUUUGGCCUAGGAAUGAAUUUAUGAUGAUUGCCCUGCCGAAUCAAGAUAAGUCAUUUACGGUUACUUUGUCAAUGCCCUUUAAAGUAUUUGCUGGUAUUACAACACCCAAGGAGUUGUUGGAAUUUUUCCAUAAAUAUUAUUGUGAUGCUGUGCCAUUGAUUGGCGAGGAGUUGCUCAUCAAGGAUUUCUUUAAGUCCAAACCGCAGUUUUUGUUGUCGAUUAAGUGCGACCCCUUCCACUUUGCCGACAAGGCUCUCCUGCUGGGUGAUGCUGCCCACGCCAUGGUCCCCUAUUAUGGACAAGGUAUGAAUGCGGCCAUGGAAGAUUGUACUCUUCUCUUCUCCAUUCUUCGUGAACCAAAUAUGACAAUAGGCAAAGCGCUGGAAACUUUCACAGAUCGGCGUGUCAAGGAUGCCCAUGCCAUUUGUGAUCUGGCCAUGUAUAAUUAUGUCGAAAUGCGUGAUUUGACAAAACGUUUCUCGUUCAAGUGUCGUAAAUUUUUGGACACUACCCUAUUUCGUUUCUUUCCCAACUUUUGGGUGCCACUCUACAAUAGUGUCUCUUUUACCAGUAUGCCGUAUAGUAAGUGUAUAGCUAAUCGUAAAUGGCAGGAUGAGGUUUUAACAAAGGUCUGGUACACAGUAUUGUCAUCAACGGUGUUAUUAGUUGGAGCCGUUUAUUUAGUUAAAAAUAAUUAA
This is a messenger RNA of Musca vetustissima, 1391 nucleotides long. RefSeq names its product kynurenine 3-monooxygenase (gene cn). Gene Ontology annotation, molecular function: FAD binding; kynurenine 3-monooxygenase activity; NAD(P)H oxidase H2O2-forming activity. Bases 9 to 1391 code for a protein of 460 amino acids. The transcript is spliced from 6 exons. Gene Ontology annotation, biological process: L-tryptophan catabolic process; NAD+ metabolic process; quinolinate biosynthetic process. Gene Ontology annotation, cellular component: mitochondrial outer membrane. Lineage: Eukaryota; Metazoa; Arthropoda; Insecta; Diptera; Muscidae. The record is from RefSeq and is a predicted model, not a curated record.